Molecule: messenger RNA, 1785 nt
Organism: Pocillopora meandrina
Lineage: Eukaryota; Metazoa; Cnidaria; Anthozoa; Scleractinia; Pocilloporidae
Source: the annotation of a GenBank genome assembly
AUGUUUUUCAAAGGCUGUAAAAUGAUAAACAAAGUAGAUGUAUUUCUGGCCGGCGCCAUCGUUGCCAUUUUAUGUGUUAUGCUGUCAGAGGCGGUCGAAACGCCAACAACACUCGAAGGAAAGAAAGAGGAUGAGAUGGAGAACACACACAAAACAGAUAGCCUUAGUAUGCUGAUACUAAUCACGCUCUUGAUUAUCAAUGUGCUUAUGAUCUGGCUUUUCAAGAUCCGUCGAUUCGAGAUUUUUCACGAAACUGGAGUUGCGAUGAUUCUAGGAGUUGUAGUCGGUGCCAUCAUUAAAUACUCCGAGAGCCGUGGGGAGAAGAAACCGCUGGCUGUCAAGCUUAAAAAUUGCGGGAACAUCACCAUAGCACCUAAAAACGUCUUUGUCAACAUCAAUGGCACCGAAUACUCCUACACCCUGACGGGCAUUCGCUUCCCUCCCCACACCUCCCCGCCGGACGAAGGAAACGAAAUCGAAUCUAAAUCCUCCUUCAAUCCGGAGAUCUUUUUCUACGUUCUCCUACCGCCUAUCAUCUUCUAUGCAGGGUACAGUUUUCAGAAACGUUACUUCUUUCGUAAUUUAGGUGCCAUUAUGACCUACGCAUUUUUUGGUACAACUAUUUCCUGUAUCGUCACUGGCUCGAUGGUGUUCGGAUUCAACGUCUGGACUGGAGUAACCGAAGAUUUUGAUUACGCUGAAUGUUUGCUCUUCGGUGCGUUGAUUUCGGCAACCGAUCCAGUAACCGUAUUGGCCAUCUUUCAUGAUCUUCAUGCUGACUUGGAUAUGUAUGCGCUGGUUUUCGGAGAAAGCGUUCUUAACGACGCUGUUGCGAUCGUUCUUUACAGAGCUAUAGAAACGUAUUUAGCCUACAACCAAAGCGACUUACGAGAUUUCGAUUUGUUUUCGUUUUUGAAAGCCAUAGCAGAUUUUGUAGCCAUUUUCGUCGGUUCUUUCACUAUAGGUUGCGGUAUGUCGUUUGUGAAUGCAUUAGUCACGAAGCUCACCAAGAUAGGAAGCUUUCCCAUCUUGGAGACGGCCUUAUUUUUUCUAAUGUCGUAUUGUACUUUUCUAGCAGCUGAACUCUCCAAUUGGUCCGGUAUAGUAGCUGUGCUUUUCUGCGGAAUAACGCAACAGCAUUACACGUACAAAAACCUCACUGAGGAAUCUCGAAUGCGUACUACUCAAACUUUCGAGCUUCUCAAUUUCUUAGCAGAGACUUUUAUCUUUUCAUACAUUGGUUUGUCUGUGUUUGCUUUUACAAAUCAUCAGUGGAACGUAGGAUUCAUCGGCUGGUCAUUCAUGGCCAUACAAGUUGGAAGGGCUCUCAACAUCUACCCAUUGUCGCUGUUUUUAAACUUUGGGAGGACGCGGAAGAUUCCACUUAACGUGCAGCAUAUGAUGUUUUUCUCUGGCUUACGCGGUGCAAUUGCCUUUGCGUUAGCGGUCAGGAACACAGUAUCAAUUCCGCGACAAAUGAUGCUGACAACAACUCUCAUCAUUGUCAUCGUGUCCGUGAUUUUCUUUGGGGGCGUUACUAUGCCUGUGCUUUCGUGUUUGAAAAUCAAAACAGGUAUUGAUGAACACGAGGAGGAAAAGAAAGCUCGUAGAUUGAGUCUAAUUGAUGUCAAUGAUCCCUCGGCAAGCACCCCACAAGAAAGAAUUGAGAAAAGACAGUAUGAGAAGUCGUGGCUUGUCAGAGUUUGGUCUCGUUUUGACGAGAAGUACCUAACGCCUAUCUUUGUCGAAGAAAGUCAAAUAGAACCUCCUUCAAGUAUGGAUUAA